Messenger RNA from Xenopus laevis (African clawed frog), 2634 nucleotides. It is a transcript of the gene rnf2.S, whose product is annotated as ring finger protein 2 S homeolog. Lineage: Eukaryota; Metazoa; Chordata; Amphibia; Anura; Pipidae. Bases 163 to 1173 code for a protein of 336 amino acids. The record is from RefSeq and is a predicted model, not a curated record. The transcript is spliced from 7 exons. Gene Ontology annotation, cellular component: cytoplasm; chromosome; nucleus. Gene Ontology annotation, biological process: protein ubiquitination. Gene Ontology annotation, molecular function: chromatin binding; ubiquitin protein ligase activity.
AGCUCCAUUGCGGAGGUUGUUGGGCCUGCGCCAUAUUGGGCAGCCCGAGCACAGGAGUAGAACACACAGCGCGUCUCUAUCGCAAACAUCAAUCGGAGCAGGUCGGACACAGGGUACAGUGAGACGGUGAGUGCGGCCAUUGGCUGCCAUGAGUUGGCGUAAAUGACGCAGGCAGUGCAGAUUAACGGUGCCCAGCCACUGAGCAAGACAUGGGAGCUCAGUCUGUACGAGCUGCAGAGGACACCACAGGAAGCAAUAACUGAUGGGCUGGAAAUUGUGGUGUCCCCUCGAAGUCUGCACAGUGAACUGAUGUGUCCCAUUUGCCUGGACAUGCUGAAGAACACAAUGACAACAAAGGAAUGUUUGCAUCGAUUUUGUGCUGACUGCAUCAUAACAGCCCUCAGAAGUGGAAACAAAGAGUGCCCUACUUGUAGGAAGAAACUAGUUUCCAAAAGAUCACUACGGCCAGAUCCGAACUUUGACGCUCUGAUAAGCAAAAUCUAUCCAAGUCGGGAUGAGUAUGAAGCUCACCAGGAGAGAGUAUUAGCCAGGAUUAAUAAGCAUAACAACCAGCAGGCUCUUAGUCACAGUAUUGAGGAAGGAUUGAAGAUACAAGCCCUGAACAGGUUACCAAGAGGUAAGAAGCCACAGGUAGAAAACGGAAGUGGAGCCGAAGACAAUGCGGACAGUUCCCACUGCAGUAACGCUUCUGUCCAUAGUAACCAGGAAGCAGGGCCCAGUAACAAGAGGACCAAAACUUCAGAUGAUUCAGGGCUAGAGCUGGACACAAACAAUGAGACUGUAUCCAUGGAUUCUGUUUUGGAAGGAGGCAGUGAGAUUGAGUUGGUCUUUAGACCUCACCCAACACUGAUGGAAAAAGAUGACAGUGCACAGACUCGAUUCAUAAAGACUUCAGGCAAUGCCACAGUGGAUCACUUAUCAAAAUAUUUAGCUGUGAGGUUGGCCUUAGAAGAAUUUCGAAGCAAAGGAGAGAACAAUGAGAUGAGCCUCAAUGCUGCGAGUGAGAAACAGUACACUAUAUACAUUGCUACAGCAAACGGACAAUUCACUGUGCUGAAUGGUUCAUUUUCCUUGGAACUAGUCAGUGAGAAAUACUGGAAGGUAAACAAACCAAUGGAAUUAUACUACGCACCCACCAAGGAGCACAAAUAAUGAGUUGGACCUUCCUUUUUAUAAGCAGAUUUGUUAUAUUCAGAACUCACUUGCAAACAACGCACUUUUUAAAACCAUGUAUAACCGGUUCGACACUUGGAUAUUACAAUUUUUACCACCAUGUACAAACUCUUUUUUGCAGUUUUUCAUUAAACAGUGCUUAAAGGUAAGUUUUUAGCAGCAACAAAUCACAGGUGUAUCAAAUUUGUAAUAUCUGCGUGGUUUGAUGGGGGAGUGAUGAAGUGGCAAGCUGACCCACCCAACUCUCUAAGGUGACUGCACAACUGGAGAAAUCUCAGCUCUCAAUCUCAGUUUACACCCCCACCUCAGGUGUAGCAGUAGUUAUCAAACAUUGAGUAACUGAGAGAAAGCCAAAGAGGCAGUGCUAGCUGCUGCAAAAGUGUUUAAUCACACAACAUGUUUCGGGCUCUAGACCCUUUAUCAAGUGACACUUUCGGGCUCUAGACCGUUUAUAAAGGGCCUAGAGCCCAAACAUGUUGUGUGAUGAAACACUUUUGGAGCAGCUCGCACUGCCUCUUUGGAUUUCUCUGUUACUCAACGUUUGAUUAUUUGGAACAUAUAGUAGAAAGUAUCAGGAGCGCUCGCGGAUAUAUUAAUAGGUGAAUUUAUUGAAACUUUACAAAAUCCCCCACAUCAACAUGUUUUGGUUCUAUCCAGUAGUCACUUUGAAGUGGGGGAUUUUGUAAAAUUUCAAUAAAUUCACCUAUUCAUAUAUCCGCGAACGCUCAUUAUACUUUCUGCUUUCUCUCUUCUAAAUAUAUAUAUCUGCAGUAAAACUAUUAAUAAUACCCAUAAUAAAUGCAGUAUUGGCAGGCCCUAUGCAUUCAACCAAUUACCAGUUCUUUGGGGCAGGAUUUACCAUGUCCCAUGUAAGUCUUUCAGGGAUUUUUAACCCUUGUGAGUGCAUAGCCUUGUUAGAUCACAUUCACUAUUAUUUCAGAAAUGUUUAUGAAAGGAAUUGUGUACAAAAGAACAUUUUUAACUCAUUGCCAAUUCAGUGUUAUUGAGUUAUUUUUGAGUACUUUUAGUAAUUACAUUAUAUACUCCUACUAGUUGUAAAAUUAUAAACGGAAAUAAAUCCGCUUUGGGUGAUCUGGUGGGUGACCUGGAGCCCAGGUUCUGAUGGCGAACACUGCUGUCUGUUGUUGUUAAUUCUUUGGUUCAUCUUCUUGAACACUCUCGCUUUUAAGCAAGAGUCAUUAGAAUUAACCAAGAAUAUUGAGUGUUGUUAAAUCUGGUGAAAACAGGGAGUGUAAGCUUGCUACAUUAAAAUCUGUACAGUGCAACAUGUAUUUAUACUUCAAUUUCCUGUAGGCAUGUAAAUGUUUGUGUCUUUUUCUGGUUCUAGUUGGCAGCAAAGGCAAAAUUAACUAGGUGACUUGCGUGAAUAAUCCUUAUGCUACAGGAGACUUCUUUGUUGUAAAUAAAAUAUUUUCAGUU